GCUUGCCUGCUCAUUUUUUUCAAUAUAAAGGGUAGUAUAUUGCUGCAUGGCCAUUUUCACAAAACAGACUAUGAUGAAAUGAAUAACGUUUAGUUUGGCUUGGAUAAUCGCCUGUGCAAUCUAUGACAUUAAUUCCUCAGUCCUCACACUUUCUUACAUAAAACCCGGGACGACAACACGUAUGCGUACAAAAGAAAUUCGACGGGCAGAACAGAAUAUAUGAAUAUUCAAACCCUGCAUGAAACCGUUGUCUACGACGCCUUCACUAAUGCAAAAAGUAAUUUGCAAUUAAAAGACUGCCCUGAAAUCAACAAAAAGCCUAACAAUGUUCAAUACUGUCAGGUCUGUUCACACGAUCCAUUUUUUUUUUAUUCAAUUCACUUCUGACGUAUGGAAUGUAGUCUGCUACUGCUGGCGAUAUCAGUGGACUGCUGCGGGCUCAAAAGUUUUUAGCUGCGCAGUUGCUACGUAGCCGCGCAUGCGCAAGCUUCUACGAAAACGUGAUCAGUGGUUGUGAUUCAGUGGUUGUAAUGUCAUAAUUAUGUUUUUCAUAAUUAUUGGCUGGAUGCCGAGUUUCAUUGCGCACGUUUUAUUAUUGGUUACGUUUUAUCAUGAAUAAUAAAAUGAUUAAAAUCACUUUUAAUCGUCUUUUAACUAUCCAUGGUUUCAUUGGUAUGUGUAGGCAGUGUAGGUACAUUGAUUUUGGAAGUGUUGUGUGGCAAUAUAUACAAAAAUAUCAAACAAAGAUUUAGAUAUUAACAUGAGAAAUUAAAAGUGUCCUUGACUUGCAGAUCAAGACUUAACGUGUUUACCAGUAUUUUCACAAUCACAGGAAGCAUUCACUUCGAACGCAAGUUUGGUUCAACCAAUCGUUACUUAUUUCCGGAAAUGUUGACGUACGAUCCGAAGGACUAUUUUAGCAAGACGGUAUUUGAUCAUCUUUUUAUCGUUGUAAGUCAUUACAAGUUGCACGGAUUGUGAAUUCCGAACCUGACACAAAGAUGGCCUCGUUUUUCCUUAAAACAGGUUUAUUGCUGCUGUUUUUUACCUCUUUGACAUCGGCUGGUUUUCAGUUUGAUGCAAAAACAACCUCAGGUUCCUGAGGAACGGACGGCCGCUCGUGCCACGGAGAGUUACGGCAGCUCGGGGCAUUUGCAGACGCCGAUGCUGAUGAAUUCCCGGAACUAAAGGUAGAACAGAAAAAAGAUACAGAGCCAGAGAGUCGAGAUGAAAUUUAUGAACGGUUGGUUUCAAUGAGGAAGGCGAACUAAGAGAAAGCGGCGAUGACUGUGGAAGCAUAAUCAUUUUGAAGACAUUUUAGUAGAAUCAAGCUAGCGCUGUUAGGAUUACCUAAAUAAUUUCCCACAUUUUAGGAGACAAUGCCAUUAAAUUUCUUAAAUGAUGAUGGUUUCUUCUUUCAUAUCACACAUCUAUGGUCAAUGACAUGACAUGAUGGUGUUACCCUAAAAGAUACUUCUACUAUUAGAAUAUCUGAAGGAAACUUUCAAUAAAUCCCAUGCAGUAAGAUUUUGUCAUGCAGGCUGCUAAAAAAUGACUACCAAAAUUUGGCAGAAACACAGCAGGUUCCAGAUAAUUUUGUGAAAAACUAAAUUUGAUUGCUUGUCUCUCAAAAUGUUUUCGACUAAAAUUAGAUUUCUUUGAGUAAUUUCCACAGAAAAAUCUUUAUUAUGAACAUUUUAAUGACAUAGUAUCCUUAGUGAUAAUGAUAGCAAUUUGGUCAAAGUUUAUUACAGCCAUUUGCUGGAAGUUUGUUCACACGAAAGACACGAGCCAGAAGAUAUCGUAAAAAAGAUAAUGUUCUACCUGAUGCACGAAAAUCAUGAUAACACAUCUGGCUGCUAUAAGCAGGGACGUCAUAAAUUGCUCUUACAAUAGAGAACAUCUCUUCGAUGUUGGCUGAAUAUUUUUUGUAUUAGGUCAACGGACACCGGAAUUAAGGAAGCGUAGCAGGGUCAGCUUCCCCUCUUGCCUUUUACGAGUAGGGAAACUCAGGGAUGGAUGGGGCAAAGGAUCUGCCUUCAAUUCAUUCAUGCAGUUCCUUAUUAAUCCGCUUUGAUAUCACUGGAAAGCCUGCAGUCUCUGGAUCAUCCGACUUCUCUGUUGCUUCACGACAUGUCCCACCUGUGACUAGUGUCGCAAUUUUCAUGGGGGGCAGAAAAUAACGAGGGUGCAUUUGUUCCCCCUCUAGCGCCGCAACUAGCCAUGACGGUUGUGACUAAUGGCCUAUACUAGACAUAGGUUAGUGGUUAUAACAUAUGAAACAAACCUUAAAAAAGCCAAAGUUCGCGCUGGAACCUGCACUCAUCUCUCUGGUACAAAACAAAAAAUCACCAAAGCGCUAAGUGAGAUGCUAAUUUCCAGUGAGAUAUGUUUCCCCAGUCCGGAAAAUUAUCCUCAGAACAGCAUUGGACCUGAUAGUUUCUUUUGUCCUCGAGUACCUCAACCAGAACUAAUUAUCUUUUCUGUCGAACGAAAACCUUUUUGUCGAACCGACUUCAGAACCGAUUUGUCAUUUGCGCUCUAAAUUUGACUAUAGAGGAUAUAAAUAAGACGAUCAUAAAAACGGCCUCUGGAGAAUUUAACAGUGCAGAAGGUGAGAAGGAAAACAGAAGCAGAAUAGCACAGAAGGACAAACAGAAACAAAGGAUAUACUUGUCCAACUGAUUUAUGAUGAUGUCAACAGAAGUAAUUCUAUUCCUGACAAUGGUUGUGUCACUGACCAAUAUUUCCUGUUACGAGUUGCAUCAUUUGCAGCGCAAACAACUAAAAGAAAACGUUGAUGGCGCUAUGGGCCGGAUGGGCUCUCAGAGAGGAGAUUUGUGGGAGAUUUCUGAUGCCGCACGGCCAGCGUUUCACAAUAUCGAUGACAGUCGUCUCUCUCGUCUACGUCACUAUGUCCCAGGUUUUGACGAACGCGAUGAAAACAAUCCCAACGAAUUGACAUUUGCACAAUCGUUGUUCGAAGACCCCUUUAGUGUUAAAGUACGCCAGGCUGUGCUCGAAACGAAGUUUUUUCAGAGAAUUAUUAAUAAUACUCUAGCUCCAGAACAAUAUGGCGGAUACAUGGUGCAAGACGCGGCUUACGUCUUUGAUGCGGUGAAGGCUUUCGACUCAGCCGCUAAAAAUAUGCAAGGCAAGCACCCCCCUGAUUUUGCGUUAUUUUAUCGGGGAAGAUCUGCAAGCUUUACAAGUUACGCCAGUUAUUUUGUUUCUAAAUGGAAGCUGAAAAGCACGAAGAGCAUCAUAACGGGUCCAGCAGCCGCAACGUACGUAGCCUAUGAAAUGAAACUUGCUCAAAACAAGCCUAAAUAUCUCAGCAUCGGCAUCCUACCCUGUGACAUGUUAUGGCCUUGGGUUGCAAAACAAAUUAACGAUCAAGUUCCGAAAACGCAUGUUUACAGAUCAUGGGUUGAUGAUAAUCUUAGUGAUGGUUCUUCAAGUGCGCAGAAGUUUGCCAACAAGUUUUUCACUGCGGAAGACAAAGAAGAUUCCCAACCAAUUUUUAAUGAAGGAAUUAUCAACGAGCUAAAUUUCUUUCGCUCUGCCUGCGGAGAGAAACCAGUGAGCUACGAAUUCGGUAUACAAGAGUAAAACUGCACAGGUCAUUUUUCCAAGCUCCUUAAAUUUACUACCGGUUUUGGUAAAUUCUUAAUGUUUUAGUUUAGUUCCUAAUGAUUUAAAUAAAAAGCUGAAAAAACUAUUCAGAUGUAUAAAAGAUUAUAUGGCGUACCCUUUGAGAGGGCUGCCUAUGGUUUCAUUUCAAUUAUUUUGGCUACCAAAAAAUGUGGGGGCAAAAGCUCACCGAGCCACCCCCCCCCCCGUCUCCGCAGUGCAUGUUAAAAUUUUCUCUGGAGGCUGCGCUGAAUGUAUGACGUCAUUAAUCCCUCCCCGCAACCAUUCCAGAACUACAUUUUAUUUGGGAAAUUAUAGAACGAUGAAACUUUAUUCACUGCACUAUCUUUAUCUUCAUUAAAAUUUAAAAAUAACGGUUUCAUUUUUCUAAGUGAACCCGAAGAACAUUGGUCAGUCAGAAAGCAGUCCCGUGCUCGAG
Dendronephthya gigantea is the source of this 4072-nucleotide messenger RNA. RefSeq lists its product as uncharacterized. The record is from RefSeq and is a predicted model, not a curated record. Gene Ontology annotation, cellular component: cytosol. The transcript has 8 exons. NCBI's taxonomy places the organism in Eukaryota, Metazoa, Cnidaria, Anthozoa, Malacalcyonacea, Nephtheidae. The coding region runs from base 2689 to 3612 and encodes 307 amino acids.